AAAACAUUGGUAAACUGUUUUUCUCCGCGUAACUUCAUAUUUCAAGCAUCGUCUUUGGCCAAGUCUUUGGCAGAUAUACUUGCGUUAAAUACCUGCACCAAUAUUUUUACAGUAGGAUAUAUUGUAUGAAUAUGUCUGUAACGCUGCACACAGAUGUGGGUGAAAUCAAAUUGGAGCUAUUCUGCGAAGAGUGUCCCAAAACUUGUGAAAACUUUCUUGCUUUGUGCGCAAGUGAUUACUAUAAUGGUUGCAUAUUCCAUCGAAAUAUAAAAGGAUUCAUCGUGCAAACAGGCGAUCCCGCAGGUACCGGCAAAGGAGGACAGUCAAUUUGGGGCCGCAAGUUUGAGGACGAGUUUAAAGAAAAUUUGAAACACAACGAAAGGGGUAUGAUUUCGAUGGCCAACAGUGGACCGAACACAAAUGCUAGCCAAUUCUUUAUCACUUAUGCUGCCCAACCGGCACUAGAUCUGAAGUAUACGUUGUUUGGAAAAGUCAUCGACGGUUUCGAAGCAUUGGACGAGCUGGAAAAGCUAGCAGUCAAUCCGAAAACGUAUCGACCAGUUUCAGAGAAAAGAAUAAACAGUAUUACAAUACACGCCAAUCCUAUAGCAGGAUAAUAUACUAUUUCUGCAUUAUUUUUAUUUGCUAAUGGCUAUUUUAUAAAUAUAUAAAAUAUUACGAAUACAUAUCCACAAAGAUAUGAUAUUUUAUAUAGAUGAAACCAAUCGAAUUAUAUCUAAUACACUAAAAGCAAAUAAUUAAAAAGAAACUGCUAUACAGAUUUCAA
Messenger RNA from Topomyia yanbarensis, 787 nucleotides. Its product is annotated as peptidyl-prolyl cis-trans isomerase-like 3. Lineage: Eukaryota; Metazoa; Arthropoda; Insecta; Diptera; Culicidae. Gene Ontology annotation, molecular function: peptidyl-prolyl cis-trans isomerase activity. The record is from RefSeq and is a predicted model, not a curated record. Bases 126 to 617 code for a protein of 163 amino acids. Gene Ontology annotation, biological process: protein folding; protein peptidyl-prolyl isomerization. Gene Ontology annotation, cellular component: catalytic step 2 spliceosome. The transcript is spliced from 3 exons.